This is a messenger RNA of Morchella importuna, 339 nucleotides long. RefSeq lists its product as uncharacterized. The transcript has 2 exons. NCBI's taxonomy places the organism in Eukaryota, Fungi, Ascomycota, Pezizomycetes, Pezizales, Morchellaceae. The record is from RefSeq and is a predicted model, not a curated record. Bases 1 to 339 code for a protein of 112 amino acids.
AUGCAAGGAAACACACAAUUGACCACCAACCUCCAAGAGGCAGAGAUCACAGCACUUCGUGCUGAGAACCUAAGACUGGGUGAAGAGAAUCUCAAGCUUGCUGGGGAACUCGUAAACACUUCCAAGUCCCUCAAGACUGCUGUCAAAUUCUGGAUGAAAGCGGAGGAUGAGCUGGGAAAGCUGCUGAAGCUUUCCCAGAACAAUCUUCAGAGAGAGAUGCGUGUUGAAAAGCCUAAGGACGAGGAGAAGAAGGACAAGGAGGAUACAGAGGAAGAAAGCGAUUCUGGGGCUUACGAGGACGCUCUUGACGCCCUUGAGGAAGGUGGGACUUUGGUUUGA